AUGAAAAUCUGCGAGAGUAAACUGCCUAUUAUCCCGAUUGAGGACGCCAAGCAUUACUCCUGCAGUGAGGAAAACGACACCAUCAAUUUGGAGAAUAAUUCGAACGAUCUGAAUAGUUAUCAGAAUUUCCUUAUCGGCAGUUCACCCAAUGACGGGUUGCAUAAAUGCAGGGAUAAGCACAUGCACUCGUUGGUAAAGAAGGAGAAGGGUGCAGAGAAAAAUUGUAGCACUGGGGGGAGUAACGCAGGAAGCCAUGCAGGCAGUCACCCGUGGAGCAGCCGUGCGCGUAUGCGUAACGCAACACGUGGCUACAAUGAGAAGGGUCUAAAUUUGAUCAAAAGGAAGAAAGGGUUAAUGAGGAAAGACCCAUAUGGAAGUACACACUUGGUAUUGGGGAACCUGCGAAGUGGUAGGAAGUUAAAGAGGAAGCUUCUCUGGAAUAGUUACUAUGGAGAUCAGAACACAAACGUGUCUGAAUUGUCGUACAUAAAAGAAUUUGAAAAUAACUCCUUCAUGCAUGAUAAUGGUCACCAUAUGAUAGUGUAUGAAAAUAAGUACCCAGAUUAUAGUGCGUUAAGUAAGAGAGAAAGCCGAAGUAAUAAGAUAAGGAAUUUUUUUGUGUACUCUCCGGAUAUUAUCCAAAGAUGGAUAAGAGUCAUUUUUAACGUUAUCAUAACGUCGCUCAUUGUUACGUUGAUUUAUUUUACAUUCGUAUCCGUUAGGGAAGACAUAAAUAAGAAAGUAGCUAUUCAGAUGCAAAACGUUAAGGAAGAAUCGGACUCCUGUAAGAAGCAGUACUAUGCUCAUAAAUGUGGUACAGUAAAUUUACCUAUCCUAAAUGACAAGUGUGAAGAAUGGCUAAGGUGUAUGAAAACGGAUCACAAAUUGUAUCAGGAUUUUUCAUUCUUGUCUGCUCAAAUGUUGGGACAACUCAUUAACGCAUUUAUUGUUCAGUUUGAAUGGAAGAGCAUUUGCGUCAUUGCUUUUAUUUUCCUCUUAAUUUUUAUUGGUAGUAAUUAUGCCUUAUCGAUUGGAGGGGGGGGUGGUAGAGCAAAUAGUAAUGACUACAAUCUGUACAGUCCACAUGUGGGUCCUUCUGUACACCCUAGUGGGAAUAUUCCUCCUUUUCCUUACUACCACUUUUAUCCCUUCAUGCCACAAGGCGUGAAUUACGGCGGAUCAAGUAACAACCCCGAUGUCUCAGUGAUGAGUAUGCCUUUCCAACAAAAUAAAUACUAUUCAAGUGGCAGUAUGGGCAGACCCAGUACGGGGUACCCCCCAACAAAUUAUAGCUACCUGAAUCAGUACACCAACAACAGUGAGAAUAACGCAUCCACGCAGUCCACCUGUAGGAAUAAAGACUACUCCGAGGUGUACAAUGGCGCCUCCAAGAAGGAUGCCAAGCGCGGUUCGAAAAAAUUGGGCUUCCUCAAGUACCUCACCCCCGGUUUUAAGUAG
Plasmodium coatneyi is the source of this 1458-nucleotide messenger RNA. RefSeq lists its product as uncharacterized. Gene Ontology annotation, cellular component: nuclear envelope; nuclear membrane. Bases 1 to 1458 code for a protein of 485 amino acids. Gene Ontology annotation, biological process: lipid homeostasis; nuclear envelope organization. The record is from RefSeq and is a predicted model, not a curated record. The transcript has a single exon. Lineage: Eukaryota; Apicomplexa; Aconoidasida; Haemosporida; Plasmodiidae.